GGAGGCGGCCUGCGGAAGAGACCCCUGCCGCCGACAGCCAUUGGCUCGCGCGUAGCGCCGCCUGUGCCGAUUGGUCGGCGCAUGGGGCGCUGGGCUGGGCUCCGCCCUCCCUCUCCGCCCGUCCUGCGCCCCGCCCCCCCCCGGCAGAGCCGAGGCGAGUCUCUGAGGGAGAGAAGGAAGGAGCGGCGGCGGCGGGGAGGCAGCCAUGAGGGUCGCCGUGGACUUCGAGGAGUGCCUCAAGGACUCGCCCCGCUUCAGGUCCGGGGGGGGGGGGAGCCCGGGGCCAGCCAGCCCAGACCCCCGCGGGCAAAGGAAGGCGAGCCCGCCGCCUCUCCAGGGCCGCCUCCCCGCGGAAGCCCCUUGCUCCCCCGCCCGGGGACAGCCUCUCGCCGAGGGGAAGACGCCUCUCGGGGCCCCGCUCCACCUUCUCUGAUUCCGCACCCCCGAACUCGGCCCUCCAGCUGUUUUGGGACUGCAACUCCCAGCAUCCCUGACCACUGGUCCUGCUAGCUAGGGAUGAUGGGAGUAGGAGUCCCAAAACAGCUGGAGGGCCGAGUUCGGGGCUGCCUGCUCUUCAGGCUCGUCCUCCAGCGUGGGGGGGGGGGGCAGAGGGGGCAGCCUCCUCCUCCUCCUCCGGCUUCCCCUCUGAGGCAGCCCCAGCCUGUGGCAGACCUUCAGGGAGUGGGGUGGAGAUUGUCCCCAGGCCAGGGGCUGCUUGGGGGGAGAAGAGGCCAUGAAGCAGAUGGGGGCCUCCCUUGCCACAUUUGGCCAAGCCCAGCUGGGCUUUGGGGCUUAGGAGGACCUUGCUAGCCGGAUCCUUGCGGGGCAUCAGUGCUCACUUGGAUCCAGGCAUGGACAGGCUGAGUACCAAGAAAGGCCUGGGACUUUGUCUUGCGAGCCCUGGAGGGCGUUCAGCAUCAGGGUACAAAUGAGAAGCAUCAAAAUAAGUGGUGGAUCCUUUUGUCAAUAUAAAACUUGUAGGAAUCAUUGACUUCUCCUAAUGCUCAAAUGUUCUGAUGGACAUGUGACUCUUUCAUAUCUGUUAGACUGUAUUUGCUAAGUUACAGUGGAUGUUUCUGUGGAUGGUUUGUUGGUUUGUUUGUGUGUUUUGACUUCCACAAGCAGCAUUCAUCUUGAGCUCAGCUGCUCUGGAAUGCACGCAAGAAAUAGACCGGAACAGACACAAAUCUGUGUUACCCAUCUCAACCAACCCACAGUAAGCGGUGUGGGGGUCUCGCACACCAACCAGCCAACUCUACCUGAUUUUGGUUUCAUAUGUUUUUGAGCAUUUGGUAAAAGCACCUGGUGUGUCCUCAGUUUGUGGUUAGCCUCUUCAGAAGCUUUGAAAUAUAGGGGAAAGAACAACUGUUAGCCCUAUAUCCAAAUGCUGGAAGGUAACAAGAAUGUUGUCCCUUCAAUCUCCUACUCCCUGCUUGGCUAGUGGCCUCAGAUGCAUCCCGCCAUGGUGAUUCCAUCAUUUAUUUAGGCAUCUUGAUGGUUUCUUUUCUCUAGUUGCCUCAGGCAUCCCUGCCGCUCUUUCCUCACCUUCAGUGUUUCUCAUCUACACAAUGGGAUUUGUAAUGCUGGCCUCUUCCAUUGCAAUGUCAUUGAAUCCACUUUUCAACAUGUGGCUUUUCAGUCAGCGACUAUCAAGACAAGGAAAGCAGGAUAGGAAGUAGCCACAGUGGCUGGAGGGAGACCUGUGCAGCAGAAGCCACCCCCAGAUGUGAGUAAGGGACCGUGGCCCCCAGCGCAGGGAUUUAUGUCGGCUGCUUGGAUAUACUGAUGCAUGCCAUGCCUUAGUUAGACUGCAUCCCCCCAUAAGUAGCAGGGUGCCUUCACAGAGCCGAUAUGUUGGCUGUUAUGGAGACAUUUCUGCCCUUAACUUGCAGGGUGUACCCACCCUUCCUGUACUGCUGUGUGCUUAUGAAAUGUUUGGUCCCUCCCUUGCCAGACUGGACCACAGUGGCUCUUCUGGUCAUGGAGGUUGUCUCAGAUGGGUCACAGACUGGAGCUUGGAAGGAAAGCUAGAAGGAAACACCCAUGCAAGAGGCUGGCUUAUUCUGCAAACCGGCGGGUGGUUUCCUGCCAGACUUCUACCCACUUCAGUAUGUAAUUCUUGGAAUCUGGAGCUGAUCAAGUUUAGCUGUCCUUUAAAAUGGUUCCUUUUGCUGCUCGCGUUUGCCAAAUGAAUAGAGAUUUCUGUCUUGCUGUCAUUUUACCUGAAUACAGAGAAGCAAAGAUACAAAGCCGUUCACAGGGCAGGCUUCUCAGGGCUCCUGCUCUGCAGGUGUGAUUCUUUGUGUAAAGUUACCAGAGAAACGGUUCAGAUGGGUAACUGACAGGGAAAAUGGUCUCCAAGUUUUAAAACCCCUUGGAUGUGUAGCUGAAAUGGAGGAAGAAAAAAGGGCUGAGAGGGUUAUUUUUGCCAAGUACUUUGAGAUUUGCAGAAUAAGGCAGGCAUAGUAGAGAUGCUGUGUUGCUAUUGCAUGAUAAACUCUGGUUUAUUGUGAAGGAAGCCAGCCCAAGCCACAUUCAUUCCUGUACCUUCUCCCAAUCUGGCUUGAGGUUUCAAUGAACCACUUUCGCAUGGCAUCUGAACCUGACAGACUACAGUUUUUUGAAACAAGUCUGCUUUGUAACCUGUACUUGAAGUUGGCUUGUUUGAAGGAAACCAUAGUUAAGAUAAGCUACCAUUUGUCAGAUCUAGAUGAUGUUACAAGCUGUGUUUAAUCAGAAAUUGGAAGUUUGAGCUCCUUGUGGUGGCGCUGGAAGAGGAGGAGGGGUCUUGUGUGAGUCCAAGGCUUACUCAGCCUUCUUCUCAUCUUAAUAAACCAUAGCCUCUCCUAUCUGGAUACAGCCCUCUUGGUCUGUUGAUGAGGCUGGAGAAAUCUCAGGCACCACAAAACUGGAUUCAGGCAGCUAGGAAUUUUGCAGUCUCCCUCCAGGCUUCGCGGGUCACAGCCUCAGUUUCCUUCUGACAAAGACCAGUGAAACUAGACAAGAGAACAGGCCUUGAGUUGACCCAGUUGUGCAAAUGACGGAUGUCAAAUGCAGAAGUUGUUUCAGGGAGAGGCUCCAAGCAUCAAACCCUAACCAGUGUUGCUACAGAGCAACGCGUCAGCAAACUUUUGUUUGGAUUGCAAGGAGGAAGAUGCUUCUUCAAAGCACUGGAAAGCAGUACUUAAUCGGCCACAGCUGUAAGGCAGAGGGUGGGGAUGCUUUGUAAUGUGUCACUUGCCUUUUGUGCUCUAGUUCGGCGAGGGGGGGGGAGCCUGUGACCCUCCAGGAUGGUUGAUGGCAGUGAGGGGAGUUGUUGCUCGACAACAUCUUGAGGGACAAAAGUUCCUUGUCCCUGUGCUAGCCCAACAGACUGCAAAGACAAUCUUAAUUGGCAUUUUCAGAAGCAUAAGCUAUUUUAACUUGCAGCGAAAUCCAUUCUGUGAAUCCCUGCAACUUUGGGUAGCACUCUCCUCCCUGCGUUUGUCUUGCCCUCUUUUAAAGCCUUCCCAGUUGGUGCCCACCGCUGUCCUCAAGAAGGGCGCCAAGCCCUUGGGGGAGACUUUUCUGGGAGUGCGGUAGGCGGAAGCAGAAGUGUUGUCUGCCAAGAACUACUUAAGUUAACUUGCCUUAGGAUCCAAGCCUUUACUCCCAAAGAUAGACCCUCUUCUUUUUUUUUCUUUUUGUAAAUGUGUUUUACUGUUUUCAAAGAAAGAAAUUAACAGAUACAAACACUUCAAAAAAAAUCUAGAGGCAACAGGUAAGUCCCGAAUUUGAAAACUAAGGAGGGUACAUUAACCCAAAGAACUUAACUCACACAAGCUGAAGCAGUUUCUUGGUUAAAGGGACAGAGCUUCUGCUCCAUAAUGCUGUGGGUGCUGCCAGUGUGUCUUCAUGCUCUUGGGGCCCCAAGGGAAGAAGGAGGCUGCUUGACUGCCAGCCCAUCAUCCAGCCACUCUUCUGCACGGCUGGAAACGGAGGUGGCUUUGCAGUUGGUUGCUGCAGCCCUGCAAGUAGGACAGACUGUUUUGCAGAAUACCGACCCUCGAUACACUCACAUGCAAGGUGUCUCUCUGUGCCCCAUUUGGCAGUGCCCUCCCCAACCCCACAUAUAUCAUGAGCUGCCUUAGUGCUUCAGAUGCAGUGUUUUCAUUUGGCAAACAUUUAAAGCACACAGGGCAGCCAUGAAGACUAAGAAAGAUCCUCCCAAGCAGAGGCUGGGGUUUAAACGCAUGCUAGGAGCACGGGAAGCUGCCUUCUCCUGAGUUAGACCACUUAGCUCAGUGCUGUUGACACUGGCUGGCAGCAGCUCUCCAAGGUCUCUGGCAGGGAGGCUUUUCCCAGCCCCCCCGGAGGUGCCAUUGAGGAUGGAAGCUGGACCUGCGUGCAAAGCAGGCGCUGUGGGUGGACAGGUCUGACCCCUGGGCGCUUGACACUUGGCUCUCCUUUCUUUCUGAAAGGAAGCUGACUUCUGGCAGCCGGAUAUCUCUGCUUAUGAGAAAGUCCUUUCGGAGAGGAGGAGAGAAGGCGGCUUCCCUGACCGUUCUCUGCUCCGUUCGGAGAUGGAGCAAUAAUGACGUGCAUUGGGGACCCUUUUCCAUGGCAGAGGCUCUGUGUUCAGUUCACUCAGGUUGCUCUUUAUUGCGUACAUAAUCCAAUGAAAUACAGUUAGAGGAGCAAGCAUGGGGCGACUUUCAGUUUGAUUCCUGACUGAGGGGGUGAACUGGAGCAUUUCCGGACAGGCCUUGUGUUCUCCGGCAGUUUUCUGUGGAGUGUCACAGGCCAGUCUCCCUCCUGAUGCCUCCGUUGCUGCGGCAUUGGUUACAGUUACAUCAGUUUGUGUGGCGUCUUGUCCUUGGCUGCUCCUGCAGUCUUGGAUUGGUUUUCUCUGGUUUGUUGGUGCUGGAGCUCCUGCCACCCACUUGACCCCACUGUUUGCCCUUCGCCUGAGGUUUGCUCCUUGGAUGCUGCGCCUGAAAAGGGUGGGGGCCUCUGUUCAUAGCCAGGGGGGCAGGGGAUGGCGAACCAGGGUGGGAGGGAGCAGAGCAGCCCAGGGGCUGGACAACCUGCCUGCCCCCUUGCCCGCAGGGGCAUCAGUAGCUGCCCUCACUGUGUGGGGGCCACCCUUCCCAGCCUCUCCCUCUUGCCUGCCAGGGUAUAGCAUUCAGCUCUUACUGGGCCCUUUCCCUGGUUUUUAAUUGGGCACAUCUUUCGUAAGGUGUUUUGUGAGCCUAUUGGGAGGACGAAGCAGGAUAUCAGGGUCCUAAAUAAAACUUCUAAAACAUUCUGCCCAUUUGGGAAUCCUGGUGGCAGAAAAAGUUGAGCCUCCUUGCCGGCCUGCUCCAUUUGUUGCAGGAAAAGCAGCCAAGGGAAGGGGGGGGUGGGAUGGCAGAGCCAGGAGCUGCCUUUCUCUCAGAAACGCCUGCUCACCUCAGGCUGACUCCCCUCUCCUCAGCAGGCAAUUCCUCUGGCUUUCCGUCUGCAAAAAGCCAUUCAGGCAGGUGCUGGCUAAAGAGGAUUUCUAAACUUACCCAAGCACUGCUUGCCUUCUGAAGAUGCCCUCCCCCCUUCUGUAAGUAAAGAAAUGUGGCCAGGGCAUGGCUGGCAGCACCCUCAGAACCCUCCUUUCACGUGUCUGGGAUGUCCUCCGUUGGUUCCUGGUGCUGCUUGUGGGUCCAUCUGCUCCAGUUGGUUGUUCAAUGGGCUCCAGCCCUUCUGGACGCCACUGGUCCUUGAGGGAGAGCACAAACGGCUGUGGUUCAGGCCGGCUGGGGCCUCGUCACUCUUGUUAACGCCAGGCAAAAGGCACCUGCAGGUUGGCGCUUCUGCCAGAAGCAUCCCCACUCAGCCAGGUGGGGGUCCGUGCAUCACGGCUGGCCUGUGUCUGGGGCAGUCUCUUUGCAUGGUGCUUUCUCAAAGGAGCCAAGUGAAUAACAUUCACUUUCUGGCAGGCUGCUGAUGCCUAGGAAUAAUCAGAGUCCAUUUGCAUAGCUCUCCAGGAACAACCUUUGCUGGAUUUGAGAGGGCCUGCUUUGCAGCUUAGACCCAAAUGAACACUUUGCCUCUUUCCCUGCCUCCUCCCCAAUGGAAACAGUGAGAAGGGAGGAAUGACCCUUUGCUUCAUGGCUUUCGUCCCCUCUGGCCCACAGCUGCAGAGCCUGUCAGCUGUUUCCCGGCUGUGUGGUCCCCUGCAGCUGGACUGUGCAUCCCAGUUGUGGUGUGUGUGUGUGUGUGUGUGUGUGUGUGUGUGUGUGUGAAGAGACUUUCCUGGGUGGCUCUGCCCACUGGCUGCCUUCCUCACACUGAUCCUGCAGCUUCAUGGAGAUCAGAGUGUGGGGAAAGGGCUCUGUGUGAAAGGGGAAUCGAAAAGGCAAUUUUUUUAAAAAAAGGUUCUCAUCCUCCCUCCAAAUGGCAGGAGAGCCCUUUUCCACAAACGGGUUUGGCAGCAUCAUGCCUGGAGUGGGGAGAGUGUUUCUGUGGCACCCGGUGGCAAAUUGAGGUCCCACCUGGCAUUGGCAGUUGCUGUUGACUCCGCUCUGUGGAGGCAUCCUCUGAGAGGCGACUCGUUUAGCAAGCAGCCCUGAGUGCUUGGCUGCAGUUGUUGACACCGAAGCCUUCUCCUUCUCAGAGUUGGCGUGCAAACAAUGGGAAUCUGGCCAGACCUAAGUGGGGAAGCCAGUGCCACUGAAACUGCAGGGACUUCCAGGAGUGCCUGGAGACCAGGGCCCGAGUGCAGCGUGUCUCCCUCUGCUACACAGUCCCCCUCCACCCCGUGCCUCUUGGUUGUGCCAGGACGGAGCACCCCCAUCCCUCAGAUCCCUCCAGGGAGAUCCACUGUAAGCCUUUCUGAAGUUGAACUGGCUGCUUUGCGUGUGGUGGGUCUUCUGUUAGCAAUGGACGACUUUCCCAGGGAGUCUGGAGGGUGUGACAUCUCAGUCUGUUUCUUCUUGCAGGGCUGCUUUGGAAGAUGUGGAAGGAGAUGUGACAGAGCUAGAGCAGAAGCUGGACAAGGUGAGCAAACAUCACCUGGGCAGUUCCACCCCACCUUGCUCCUCAGAGGGUCCCUUAGGAAAAGGUUUGGGGAGGGAGAAGCAAAGUUCUGUUGCGGAAGCAUAAAUCCUUGCACUAGUGGAAGGGGGAUAUUGAAUGCCACCCUUUAGGCCCAACUCCUAGUUGAAGCCAGUUGUGCUCCUGGAACCUGGGGGACAACUAACUGCCAGUGAACUAUUGAGGUGGGCAUUGCCAUGCGGAACGCAACCAGUUUCUGGAAAUCGCAGGUGGGCAGAGUGGCUGCCGUUGUGCUCAGGUCCUGCUGGUGUGCUUCCCAUGGGGGGGGGGAGGAUCUGAAUGGCCCCUGUGAGAACAGGAGACUGGACUAGAUGGAGUGCCUUUGGCCAGAUCCAGCAAGAGGGCAGUAGGUUCUGUCCCAUCCAGCAUUUUCAUCUGCCAAGGUGGUCAGCCAGAUGUCGGAGGAAAAGGGCAUUUGCUCUUCUUUGCUGCAGAGUAGAUAUGUUGAGAGACGACCGGGGCCAUGAGAUAGGAAGACUCUGCUGCUUCUCUUUCAGUUAGUGAAGCUUUGCAUUGCGAUGAUUGACACGGGGAAGGCCUUCUGCCUGGCAAACAAGCAGUUCAUCCAUGGCAUUCAGGACCUGGCACAGUAUUCCAGCAAGGAUGCCCUCGUGGAGGUAAGUGCCCCUGCCAAGUGGGCUCAGAAGAGGAGCUUCGCCUUGCCUGGGGAACGGGGUGGGGGCUGCCCGCCUGGGCGCCUGAGUGUGGGCGGCGGGUGGAAUCCACAGCCCGUCCAGGGAGGAGCUGUUCCUAAGAGAGUGUAGGGACUUAAAUGGGCUCCCCAUUAAAUAUCUGUUGCUUUCAUCUCCUUAAGCUAAGCAUACUUGGCUCUUCAGCCUUCAAAUGGUAAAUAUAUCUGUUAGUUCAUGCUGACCCCUUGAGAGAAGUUGGAGAAGAGGAAUGUUUGCAAGAGCAGACUCCCACCCUCCCCUCCCGGCCCCCAGUGCAGCCGCAGUCUCUGCUGAUCCCUUUGGGAGAGGGGCUUCCCUGCUGUUCCCUGGGCAGGAAUAAUCUAUCUGGCCUUGUUGCUUCCUCUCCCCGCCCGCCCCCCUUGCAGACCAGCUUGACGAAGUUCUCCGACAGCCUCCAAGAGAUGAUCAAUUACCACACUGUAAGUUUCAGAAGUAGCUCCGCUUUUCUCCUCUAUGGAUUUAGAAAGCUGCUUGAUAAAGAUGUGUAAGUUUUUCUUCCCUGUGUUUCGAGGACACUCCAAGACACUUAGAAAUGAAAUGCCUCCUUAAAAGAUGUAGAAUCUCUCUCUCUCUCUUUAUUAAAAAAAUGUGUGUUUUGAAGUCCCAAUGGAGCGUGUAUGACUCGGUUGUUCCAGCUUCCUGGAACAUUGCAGCUCUUGGCACUCUCUCCCGGUUGCCUUGGCUGGCCAUCUGGAAACUCUGCCUCCCUCCCUCUGUCAGGCAUGGGGGUGAAUCUGCAGCCAGAGUCUGUGCAGGGCCUUGCACAUCUUAAUUUCUAGCCUCCUUAACACAGAGGCUUUGUCAGAGAUGACUCCUGCAGCCUCGUGGCAGCCUGCCGAAUGGUGUGGCUCUUUCUUUCAGCUGCAGCGAAAGAAGGAAGCGUCCGCCAUGCAUCUUCCCGGCAUGGGGGGAAAGAAGAGAGAUGGAAGGAAGUGAGGGGCUCUUCUCCCUCCCGCCGACAUUUUUGCGGCUUGUUUGCGCAGUCCCAGAGCAGGACUCUGGAGCUUAGAAACCCCAAGUUUCCAUCGCUCAGUGCCCCCUUGUGGAAGGCACAGGCAGCGCUAGUGGGGAUAGGCAGGAAGAACUUCAGUGGGGAGACUGGCUGGACGUUGGAAGGUGCCUUGGAGCAAGAGGCGUCCAGAGAGUCCCGGCAGCGCUUUUCCAAGGCUGAGAGGGCAUGUGGUGGGGGGUUCCUCCCUGGGGCGUCCUGCACGCAAGCUGUGGUCCGAGGGGAGCCUUCUUGGGCCCAGGCGCAAUGACUCUCCUUCUGGGCCUGUUUAGGAGGCUGUGGGUUGGGGCCCUUCUUGCUAAGCCGAGUGGAGGGGUGCGCAGUGUGUGGUCUUUGAGGCAGAGGCCAAGGGAGGGAGCCAGGUGGGCCCUGGGGUUCAGCGCAGGGCUGCAGCUGCUCCUCUGGCAGGUGCUUUGCGCCCCCCCCCCCGCAGCCUCACUCCUGUUGCGCCUGCCUUCCGUUUCUGAUCCUAUUUGGGAAGGGGGAAAUCCAGGGCCCAUGAAAGGUGGGGGCUUUAUGUUCUUUUUUUUUGCUAUUCAGUCACCUGAAAGAUGUGGGUCCAGCUGAAGGGGCUCCAUUGGAAGAAGGAAAGGAGGAGCGAGGAGAGGCCUUGGGAAGCCUUGAAUGUGGGGCUCCUCCAAUUGAGCAGCUUGCAGAGCAUUGGGCAUGGGGGGGGGGGAGCCAGUACUGGCAGAGUGGGGCUGGGUUGGGGGUUCACUGGGCUGCUGCAGCAGAACUGCUGGUCCUUGGCGGGGGUAGGCCUUUCUCUGGCUGGUCUGUUGAGUCAUAAAGCUAUUCCUGUCCUCUCUUUUGGUCACUGAAUGGGGCCCCCAAGGUGGCUUAUGGCAUUAUAAUCCUACAGUAGCAAAUGCUAAAGAGCGAGCAUCAAAUGGUGCUAAAGAAAAUGAGCCAGUGGGGAAGGGUGGGGGUCACAGUCCCGAGAUAAAGCCGACUGCCUAAAGCCCUCCAAGGCUCAUGGAGCCAGCCGUGAAGGUGAACAUUGAUACUGUGUGCUGAAAAAUAGUUCUGCAGCCAGUGAAGUUGUUCAGGAGCUGCUGAGCGAUAUUCCCUUUGGCAUGUCCUAGUCACCAACUGGGCAGCUGUGUUCUGGACCAGUCGCUGCUGGAGCUGUCUUCAAGGGCUGCUCCAUAGGCAGCCCAUGGCAGUAGCCUAACCUGGAUGCCAACAGUUCAUGCAUGGCAGAGGGCAGGCAGCCUCUGUUAUUUGUACCUUCUCUGGCUCCAUGGUGAGCUUGCCGUAUAAUCUGAAACAUCCUUUGAGUUUAAAAAAGAAAAGGGAAAGGUGGCAAAUCGCAGCAGCUCAUUCUCUGGGAUCUGUUGCCUGGGGACCCUUAGAGAACCGGCAGGAAGAGGAGGCUAGAGGUACUGGGGCCUGGAGGGCCUUUGAGCCUAACUCUCAAGCAUUUCCUCCAUUUCAGAUCCUGUUUGACCAAACACAAAGAUCAAUUAAAGCGCAGCUUCAGACGUUCGUUAAAGAGUAAGUAAGACUUGUGCUUAAAGAGUCUUGGUGGUGGGGGGGUCAGGCUUCCAGGAGGGGCUGUGGGCCAGCCUUGAGUAGAGGUUGCAUAUCUUCAAGGUUUCCUUGUCCCUUGGGCAUGCAGAUGGUGUGAGAUCUUGCCUUACCAUGGAGUUUUCCCAAGACUUCUGAUGCUGGAGAAGAGGCAUCCCCAAACUCGGCCCUCCAGAUGUUUUGGGACUAGAACUUCCAUCAUCCCUAGCUAACAGGACCCGUGGUCAGGGAUGAUGGGAAUUGUAGUCCGAAAACAUCUGCAGGGCUGAGUUUGGGGAUGCCUGCUGGAGAAGGAGCAAAAGCUUUUCUGCAAUGGAAGCCAAAGCCCAGCCUGGGUUGGGCUUCCUGUUUGUUCCUCUGCUGCUCCUGAGCCACGAUGGAAGUGCCAGGCCUCGUUCUGCUGAGCCCCCUCCCUUGCCCCCAGGUAGGCACUCCUUUGCCCGCUCUCUGUCUGCUGUGCCCUCCCCCGUGCUGUGCUGUGAAGGGCAGCUGAUGGAGGGGAGCCCUGUGUUUCCUUUGCGCUCUAGAGAUAUCAGAAAGUUCAAAGAUGCCAAGAAGCAGUUUGAGAAAGUCAGCGAAGAGAAGGAGAAUGCCCUGGCCAAGAACGCCCAGGUCCCACGGACCAAGCAGCACGAGGUGGAAGAGGCCACCAACAUCCUGACGGCCACCCGGAAGUGCUUCCGCCACAUCGCGCUCGACUACGUCCUGCAGGUGGGCCGCCCUCGGGGGCUUUGGGAAAGGGCCACGGAAAUGUGUUGCUGCAAGAGGGUCUUGCUUGGCUUAGCAGGAGAUCCGGAGGCAGGCGGAAGCGAAGCCCAGGGAGAGCCAGGGAGAGAGAGGGCUGGCAGUCAGGCCUUGGCUGUGGGCGGGUGAAGGCUCUGAGCAAGUCAGGAGAAGCUCAGCAGUUACCUCUAGUGACUUGGGUAUUCUCCAUGAAGCCCCCCACUGCCGGAAUUGGCGUGGGGAGGGGUCUUUGUGGGAGGCUCGCCAGGGGCCAGAGCUGGAGCUUCUAGUCCCGUUUCUGAUGGAGAGGCCUUCUCCACUUUCUCUGAAGUUGGCUGUGAGCAACACCUCCAGGUGAAGUAGCCCACUGAACCCCUUCAAGAAGCCAGGAUAGGUGGAAGGCCAGCUGCAGGGGGAGGAGAGCCUUGGGAGGGGGGCGUUCUGCCUUAUUUGCUUGCCCUGGUUUUACGGAUUUCUUUGUUCUUGAUGUCCAGAAAGAGAAAUGUGCUUCUUUAAAAAGUAGCUUUGACUGUCCUUCCCAAAGUUAGUUGCCCUUCUAGCAGCCUCACCUUGACUGGUGCAGGAAGAGGAAGCUGGAGCGUGUCGGGUGGCUGAACAAAGGGCUUUGGGGAUGGAACCAUAGGAAAGGGAAGGGUCUCUCAAAGCUGCAGAAAGGAGACCCAAGUGGGGAAUCCUCCCUGGCUUAGCUGGAGAGAGCUCUGGCUUGGAGAGGAGUCAGGCCAGUCCUCUUGGGAGGCCAAUGAGCCACCCACCUUUGCUGGAACUCCGGUGCUCUGGGGCUGCGGGCCCAGCGGGUGUCUUGCAAACAAGAAGCGUCCCAGCGUGCCCAGGUGGGCUUGAGCUGGUCUUGAGUUCCCCAUCCUUCUGCUUGUUUUGUGACUCCUGCUGCCAGCCUUGCGCUGCUGCUGCAGAAGCUUCUACCUCUUCCUUCCCACGCUCUGUUGCUGGCACAUUGACACAAUUCAUUUUGCCCCCUAGAUUAACGUUCUUCAGUCAAAGAGGAGAUCAGAGAUCCUAAAAUCGGUAAGCUUCUCAUGCCCCCACCAGGAAAUACUGCAGGCUUGGAACUGAUGGGCGAAUGUGUCCCUGAGGGACCUGGGUCUAGUGCCGGGCCUCGCUCCUGUGGGAGCUGCUGGACUGAGUGGCUGUUUGCGUGGGGCCAGUUUUGCCAGGAGUAGGAGGGCAGAGGGAGGGUGAUGAGAGCUUGGCAUCGAGGGCGGAGCGUGAGGGAUGCCGGAAGCCCCCUGAGACCUUGCCUCUUCCUCCCUGCCAGAUGCUGUCCUUCAUGUAUGCCCACCUGGCCUUUUUCCAUCAAGGCUACGACCUUUUCAGUGAACUUGGACCCUACAUGAAAGACCUUGGAGCUCAGGUAACGACUGCAGUGGGUGGCUGGGUCUCUCUCCCGGGAACGGAGCUGGCCUUCAUGCUCUCUCCUCCUCCUCCUCCUCCUCCGCUGCUGCUCCUGCCGUGAGAAGGGCUGGCCGGGCAGCUGGCUCUGGAGCGGCUCAGGCGGCAUGAGUCAUCCUUUUCUCCAGCCAGCCCUUGCGCUGCACCAGCCCCACCGCAGGUCCCUGGCACCUUGGCUAUUCUGGGAAGCCAACUCCUUGGAGCAGCGGCAGGAAGCGGGCAGGCCCUGCCCAGCCUCAGGUCGGGAAUCUGGCAGGUAGGCUGCCUGGGGAGGGGGGCACCCUGGCACACCGAGCAAGGCGCCCCACCUCUCUGGCCCUGGAGGUACAGGAGCCUGCACUGCCAACUCUCUUCCUUUCUUGCAGCUUGAGAGGCUGGCUGUAGAUGCUGUGAGGGAGAAGAAGGAGAUGGAGCACAAACACUCCACCAUUCAGCAAAAGGUACUGCAGGGGACGCAGGAGGCAGCCAGUCCACCCGCUUGGUCUCUCUCUUCUGGCUGCAUCGAAAAAGUUUCCCAGUGUGCUCCCGCUGCCUGCAGGGCUUCCAGGGCACUCUCCCAGGCCCCAGCCCCCCAGCCCCAGCUGCCCAGGGGGCACUAUGGGGAGGGAGAAGCCAGGGCUGCCCAGGUCCUCUGUGGAUGCCCACUCUGGCCCUCCAGUGAGGCCAAGGUGGCCGCCUGCCACUCGGCGGGACCAGAGUCUCUCCAGCCGCUAACGGAAGCUGUCUCUGUAGAAACAGUUAGGCUCUUAGAAGGUUGUCACAUGUGUUGAGCUGGACUGGGUGCUGUUUAUUUUUAAAUUUAGGAUUUGCCUUUUACAUGUUUGUCAAGGCGAUUUACAAACAUAGUUAAAAAUAGUUUUAAAAACAGUACAACAACUCCUCCCCAGAAACAGUCACAGAGAGGUUUGAAAACACCACUAUUGUUAUUGCUUUUGAGUCUUGGCCCUUGAAAAUGUAAGUAAGCAGCCCAUUCUGAAGCUGGUCUUGGGAAGACCAAGGCAAAAGAGAACCAAAGUAGUCCAAAUUUAUCUUCUGUACCAUGAAAAUAAAUAAAAACAGUAUUUUAAAAGCGAGAGAGGGAGAAGCAAAGGACUUUCCGUCCUAGUGGCUGCUGCGUUUUGGGGGGAAUUCGGAGGUGUCCUCUGCCUCUCGGCUUUCUCAGGGCACAGGCAGGAUUCUGCUUUCCCGCGUGAUGGAGCUGCAGAUCCCUGGGACUGUGCACUGCUGAGAGCUGCUUCUGGAGGACCCCAAAGGGACAAACUCUGGUCCUCUGACUCAGGUGGCCGCCUGCCUCUUUCCACCAACCUGACCCAGGAGCUGCCCUCCAGUUGGGUUCAGACUCCCAAUUCUCCUUCCCCGCCCAAGGCAGGGCUGUGCAGGAUUUCUUGAGUUGUGGGGCUCAGCUGCCCCACCAUCUCCCCCACAGCUGCCGUCCAUGUCAGCUUGCAAGGGGAACCCUAACAGCUUGCCCUAGAAGGGCAAGCAAGACCAGGAAGAGUCAAUUUCUUUGUGAAUUAAGCCUUCAGGCGUGAAGAGUCUCCGCUGUACCUGCCGUCACCAGAAGGGAGACUGGUGCCCCAUAUGCUGCCGCUCACUUUCCACUUCAUGGCAGACUGUCGUAUUUUGGGGUGAGGGGGGCCGGCCUGGGAGAGGUGCCCCAUCUUGCUGCCCUUGUUGAGCAAGGUGCCUCUUUUCUGCCAGGACUUCGCCAGCGAUGACCCUAUGCUAGAGUACAAUGUGGAUGCCGCCAGUGGCAUCGUCAUGGAAGGCUACCUCUUCAAGCGAGCCAGCAACGCCUUCAAGACCUGGAACAGGUACCCGGCUUCCACUUUGGCCUCCUCCUCUUCCUGCUGCUACCACUGUCUGUGGCCUGGGCUGGGCUUUGCUGUGUGCUCCCCCAAUACAGGCUGCUCUCUUCCCCUUCCCACUUGUGGCUCUCUGGCCUCUGGGGCAGAUGCAUCACCUUCUGUCGCCUCCCCUCCCCUCCCCACAGGACUAAUCCCUUUAACAGCACAUGGAGGGGGUCACAAAUUUGCACCCCUAGUUUUGCUGUCAGUGAGCUUCUCUCCGCUGGGAUUUUUUGAUCAUCAUGAAUUUUUCUGCCCAAAUCCCCUGUUAACCAUCAUCAAUGGGGAAAGGUGGGCCUGGAAUGGUGGGUAUGUGGGGUGCAGGCUCCCUAGGAGGGUCAGGGUGAGUUCACAGCUCCCGGCGGGGGGGUCUGCUGCACUUUAUUGCCUGCCACUUUUCAGUGGGAGCGUGGCAUUACCUGCCAAAAUCAGAUGGAGGCGCUGUGUGUGCCUGUCGGCUUGGAAGCUGCCCCUUGAGGCCAUGCCGCCCUCACCCGCCCUGCUGGCUGCCUUGCGUUGCCCUUUGACCCUCAGCUCAGAAAUAAGGAGAAGAGAGGCGGUGGGGGCUGUUCUUUCCCCCCAUGAGAUCUUCUGCAGCUUGCUAUUUCCAAAUGGGACCAUGCUCUUUCCCUGCCUGCCUGCCCCAGUCCAUACUGCCUCUUGGAUGGGCACUGACUUCCCUGAGCCAAAGGAGCGUGCAGGACCCUCAUGGAGGCCUCGCCUGCUGCCAGGUGCCAGCAGCAGCGUCUCCCGGCGUGUCCUGCCCCUGGGUCAUGUUUCCUUCCUUGCCAUGCAAGCAGCAGGGGAGUGUCUGCCCAAAUCCUUGCCUGGUGGGGAUUUUAGUAAAGGAAUGAAUUGAACUCUUUUCCCUAUUGGGGUCUGGGUCAACCCUUUGCCAGGCUGGCAGUGAGCUUAAAAGUCCAGAUCGGGCCUUGUUGGGAAAGAAGCCAGACUUGGGCCUUGUUCUGUGCUUGGUGUGUCCCUUCAAAGGGUCAAGCAGGGGCUGUUUCUGAGCUCUGGCCUGGCAAGUGGAGGGCUCUCCGUGGUGAAGGAGUGGCUCUUGCCUUGCCCAUUGCGUCCUUUGCAAGAUUUCCAACCUGCCCUUUGCCACGAGGUUCCAGGAAUAUCUGCACCUUCGGGAAGCAUGGGUGUCUGAGCCCUUUGAGGUGUGCGUAGUGGCUUCGCUCCUGGGGGGCAGGAGGGUCUACCGGGGAGAGGGCUGCCUUGAGGAUGGAAGGCUCUCUCCAGAGAUGCCUGCCUGGCACCUGCCUUGUCCUCCCGGUGCUAGCCAAAGAGCAGCUGAGGCAAAAUCCCAAGUCUCUUGGUCUGGCAUCAUCUGGCUCAUCAGAUCUUCCUUUCUUUCUAAGACUUUGUUUAUUAUUGUUCUGCUUUGUGUUUAGCUCUGUUUUAAUUGUGUUUUCCUUUUACAUAAGCUGCCCCUGGGAUUCCUGUUGAAGAGGAGGGGGUGUCUAGAGGUUUCUUUAGUUGCAGAGAGUUCCCGCAUUUUCUUUCCUGUGUGUGUCUUGGAGGGCUCCAGGUUGCAGCAGCUCCCUAGCCGCUCCCUGGGGUUCCUUGGCUGCCAUAAGAUGGCAACAAGAAAGAGAGAGAGGCCCUGCGGCUUAGCCCUCCCUACCUGGGUCAGCUGAAAUGGGAUGCCUUUGCUUCCUCUUCUGCUCUGCUCUCUGCUUAAUUGUUUGCGGGGGGCUUUGUUUCUUUUUAACAUGUUCAUUUCUUCACCUCCUUUCCCCCACCUAACCCUCCCCAUUUUCUCCACCUGACAGGAAAAAGCCCGAUGGCAUCAGGUACCAGCCAGAUUCCGGCAUCCUCUCCCUCCCCUCCUUCCUCUUCCUCUUUGGCCCAGCAUGCAAGCUCUGAAUCUAACCCUUAACCCUUUUCGCUCCAACAACUUGCAAUGGAUGGCAAACCACGUGUCUCCGUCCCCCUCGGGAGUAACGGCCCCUCCUGCUGCUGCUCCAUGGCUGAAGCAGGUUUGGUGGUUUAGGAUCCCCCCCCGCCCCGGUGUAUGAGGGCUGCCCUUUUCUGUGAUACAAGAGGGGGCUGGCAUUUGGUAGCUGCAGUGGGUCAGAAUGCUGUAGGCUCCGCCUCUGAGGAGGGGCUUCUCUGGAACCAGCGGAAAGCUGGCUGGGAUCUCCAGGGACCCUGAAGUAUUUUCCAGCUCCACAGCCGGCGUUGUGCCCUUUUCCGUCUUGGCUGCUGCCCCCCCCCCCCAGCAGUGCAGGAUAACUUUCCCACUUCCUUCUCACUGCUCAGAUCCAAGAGGCGCAGCCCUGGGGUUAGAGUGGAGCUCCGGGAUCUCUGGCUUGCCACAAGGGGCUCAGUUCCUGCUUGCUCUUCCCAGAAGAAAGGUUUCCCUCUGAGGCUGAGUGAGCUUCUGGCCAAUGGCAAUGUAAUGGGGGGUCUGGGGAGGGAGAGGCUGCAGUGAUGUCUCAAGGUCUCCCAGCUGCAGCUCCUGCUGCACCUCCUUUCCCCUCUCCCCCCCCCCCCGGCCCUUGCAGCUGCUGACCCAGCUCUCCUGGCCACAGCGGAGGGGUGGAGGUAGACACCCAUUUGAGGGGCAACCCAAACAUGGAGUUAGUUGGGCUGCAGCCUCUGGACCAACCCCAAGGGGAGCCCCACCUCUAGCACAUUGCAGCAAUCCAGCCAUGAGGCUCCCCACGCAUGGACAGCUCUGGUCUAGCUAUUUGGAUGUGGGUCCCAGCACUGGAUGAAGAGCAGUCACGGCCAUCUUUGCAGCACAGCAGCAUCAUGCGAUGCUCAUUCCCCAACAGAUACAUACUCACACUCUCUCUCUUCAAGACUGACCAGGGUCUGGUGACUUCCCAGCAAAACAAGGGGGGCAGGCAGUUCUGCUACAAACAAAGCUAGAGUCCCACCCCCUCUUGGCUGGAGGGUCCCUCUCCUGACCGGCCCCAUAAGGAGGAAGCCUGCAGGCCUGCCCACCUGCCCCCCCCCCCCAUGUUUCCUGGCUGCCGUUCUGCGUUUUGCCCCAUUGCACAUUGUCGCCCCCCCUUGCCUUCGCCCCUAGGCAUGGAGGACCUGCCUUCUUCUUUUCUGUCUGCCUGGACUAGAUGCUUGAUCUUACUACUUUCUCCUCCAAACAGCAAACGUCUUGGUGUGUUUUGAAACACAGCCAUCUUAAAUCUGGGCUGAUGAUUAACCUUGUGUAGGCCUAAUGUCUGGAGUGUUGCUUUGGAAUAAUGAAGUGUGUUAAGAUACAGUGGAACAUGGUGGAGAGUCUCGCGCUGAGCCUCCGGGGACCACGCGGCCUUCGCUUGCUCUCCUCUGGGGCGUUGUCAGGGCUCGAUCUUGUUUAGGCGAGAGCCGCCUCUGGAUUGUGGAGCGGAGGUGCAGCAUUGACCAGAACUGACCGUCUCAAAACCUGCAACUCUCACCGUUAUUGUUUGCCAGACAGUGCAAGGAUCUCCCCAGCUUCAGGAAGCGAUGCUGUAGGGGUCGCCUGCCAUCUCUGUAGGGCAGACCUAGAGGCCCUUUCUGCUCUGGUGCUUCAGAGGCUAGGUGGGGGCAGGCUUAGGGGGUCAUCUUGGUCUUUUUCCUGUUUUUUCUUUUAUUUAUUGCAUUUCUAUCCCUCCCUUUUCUCCAUGGAGCUCAAGGUGACAUAGACAGGCCUCCUCCUCCUCCAACUUGGAACAAGUGGGAGUCAGACAUCCAAAUCCCCCCAGGAGCUUCUCUUUCACCCGGCUUUGGCUCUGCCCCAUGGCGGCCAUGCCCAGAGCCCCAGAGCCCUGGCCUGAGCUGGGCACUCUCUCCCUCCUUCCCUGUGCCUAUGAAGAGCAGGUGAGGCACUUUCAAUGCGCAAAACACUCUGACCGCUCCUGUGGCGUUUGUCCCGCCAGCCACCAUAGGCAGAAGGCUCUGCUAAGGCUAGUGGUGAUUUGCUGAAGCCCCCCCCCCCCCGAGCCAGGCCCCGUGCUCUCUGCGUUGGUGGACUGGGGUGCUGCUGCCGGGGAGGGUUGCAGCUGCUGUGUGCCCAGGUCCUCUCUCUUCCUGGCUCCCCGGUUCCUGCUGCCAGGAGAGGGCUGUUGAUUUUGCUCCCUUCGCUUGUGCAGGCGCUGGUUCUCCAUCCAGAACAAUCAGCUGGUCUACCAGAAGAAAUUUAAGGUGAGUCCUGGGGAAGCAUGCCUGGGGAGGGGGGCAGAAGCCCAGGGGAACAAAGUGGGGGACAGAAAUGUCUGGGGCUUUGAUGGCCCAGGUGUGAGAUGUGGCUGGAGAUCCUUUGGGCUCAGCAGGCAGGAGGGGCCCCAAAGGGGGGGUUCUGACCCCCAUGCCUUGGGGACUGAUUUCUUUGGGCGCACCCAAGGAGAGCUGGGAUGCCUUAAGUCUUAAGAGACCCUCAGGCAGCCUUCAUCCGUGGGGUGCCCUCUGGGCGCUGCCAUCCUCCUCCUCCCAUCGCAGGAGCAGAGGAAGCUGCCUUAGGCCAGUGGCCGGACUUGGUGUAUCUGGCUGAGCCUGCCCACACUGACUGGCAGCAGCGUCUCUCCAGGCUUUCUGGCAGGGAGUUUCUUGCAGCCCCACUGGGGACUGAGUGUGGGCCCCAUGGAGCUGCCGGGGCCCUUCUCUCAUUUCUGUCCAGAGGUGUUCCUGGCUGAGCUUCCCUCAGGCUUGGCUGGAGGCCCACGUCCUCUUCCUUUCUCCCCAGGAUAACCCCACGGUGGUGGUGGAAGACCUUCGGCUCUGCACAGUCAAGCACUGCGAAGACAUUGAGAGGCGCUUCUGCUUUGAGGUCGUCUCCCCAACCAAGUAAGGGGGCCUUGGAAGGCGAUGGGAGAGGCGGGGGCCCCUUCGGAUGAUGAAGCCAGAGAGGGAGAGAAUAGCCGAGGGUGGGGUGGCUCUGGGGGCAGAAGGGCCAAUGCGGGGGGAGAAGCAAGGGGGGAGAGGACAGAUAAGUCAACCGUCGUCAUCUAGGCUCAUCGUCAAUCACUCUUCUAACUUUUGGUGGGAAGGUUCAGUGAAUAGUUGCCAAAGUAGUGAAAUAAAAUAUAUUCUAAAAGUUAGCUGAUAACUCAUAUUAAAGUAAGAUGCCAUGUCAGUUUUUUUGUUUCAACAUGUGUUUAAAAUAGAAAUUGGGCCCAAAUUUGGUUUAUUUUAACUAUUUGACACACACCCAAAUAUGGGCAAAGGGGCAGAAGCUGCCUUUCCUCCUCCUCUUGUCACUUGGCAGGCGGUUUUGCUUUCUUGGGGGGUUUUGCAGGCCUAUCUCGGCUCACCUGGCCCAGCUUCCUGCUGCCCCCAAGCUGUGAGCGAGGGGGAAGGCGGCAGCUCAGGGGCAGAGCAUCAGCCUUGCUUGCAGGAGGUCAGUCCCCAGGCUGGACUGAGGUCCCCUGAGCUGCCUCUCCUUGUUCCUGAGGCUCAGCUCUGGGCUGGCUGUGCCAGGGGGCCUUGGCAGAGGCUCAGGCGGUGGAGAUGGGCAGGAGAGGUGUUGGUCCGUGUGGACUUGCCCUGCCAUCUGGAGGCUCCUUCACCAGUCUUUGCUUGGGGACUCUGGAGCAGCUUCUUGGGGCCCUCACGGACACAGACCCACGUGGCUGUCCAUGCAUGAGGGUCCUGGUUGCCCAUCCAGGGCGCUUGAUGGGUGGUCGGGGCUUGCAGGCACGGUUGGUGCGAGGCAAACUGGCUCUAGGCGUGCUCAGCACCCACCUACCUGUCUUUCUUUCUUUCUUUCUAUAUUUAUUUAUUUAUUUCUCUCCCUCCCUCCCUUUCUCUCUUCUCUCGUCUCUGUCUGUCUCUUGCAGGAGCUGCAUCCUUCAGGCAGACUCGGAGAAGCUGCGGCAAGCGUGGAUUAAGGCGGUGCAGGCCAGCAUUGCCACGGCCUACAGGGAGAAAGGGGACAGCACAGAGGCAAGUGGGAGAGGAGCCCUUUCUCCACCAGCGCAAGGGGCAGGGCAGCCUUGCGAAGAGAAGAGCAUCACAAAGGGCUCUCUAGGUGGCACAGCCUCCUGCUCUCCCUGCAGUGAAGCACACGAGGACUUAAGCUCCUUUUAGUGGAUUCCCUUCGGGGCCCAGAGGAGGGGCCCUCCCUGCAGCUGCAGAAGAGGAGCUAGGGGGAAGGAAGGCCUUCAGUGGCUGCUGCCUGUGUGGGGCAGAUAGUGGGGGGCUUUGCCUUUUUGCCUUCUGCAGUCUGGGCUGCAGGCACAGGCGCCCAGAGAGCUGCCCAGGGGAGCCCAGCUGCAGGAGGAGGAGGAGGAGGCAGUCCUUGACGUCUCGGCUGUGGCGACUUUGCAGAUUGGCGGCUGUCACACGAGUCCCUCUUUCUGCUUUUCUCCAGGUGGAGGGGAAGCCGUCCCCUUCCAGGGGGAGCCCGGAAACGGGUGCAGAACCCAAAGAGAAGCUGCUGAAAGGAGAGAGCUCUCUCCAGAGGGUGCAGAGCAUUCCCGGCAACGCUGUCUGCUGCGACUGCGGCCUGGCAGACCCCCGGUGGGCCAGCAUCAACCUGGGCAUCACGCUGUGCAUCGAGUGCUCUGGCAUCCACAGGUGGGCAGGCCGGCCAGGCUGGGCAGCUCAAGCCCCACACCAGGGAGGGAGGGAGGGAGGGAGGGGACACUGCCCGAUUUCAGGCUCAUUCUCCCUUUUUCCCUCUGCUCAGGAGCCUGGGUGUCCACUUCUCCAAAGUCCGCUCCUUGACGCUUGACUCCUGGGAGCCAGAACUGCUCAAGGUAUUUGCCCAGCAGGUUGGGGCAGAAGAGAGCUGCGAGGAAGCCCUCCUCCUCCUCCUGCCCUUUGGGACCUGGGGGCAGCCCCUGGGGCCACAUGGGCCUGGGAAGGGAAGAGAAGGCCCUCCUUCGAGGGCUCAGGGGCUGUCUCCGGGGGCAGGGGGGAGAGACCAUCCUGCGCAGGGUCCUACGGGUGGCAGGGAACAUAAUAUUCACCUGUAAAAAAUUAUACCAGGCAGGGUAACAUUUGCAUACUUCAGAGUUGAAAUUGUGCUGUUGACAUGAAAUGCAAUUGGUCUUUUUUCUUUAAAUACUUAGGAAUUGGUUGAACAAUUUAUUUCGUAAAAAUUCACUGCUUGAUUGCAGGAAAAAAUCCUCAAAGUGGAAUCCUUGGUGUUUGGGCUUUUUCGGCUGUGGCUCCAAUCUGGUGGGACACUCUGUCACAAGAGACUAGGGCCCUGCAGGACCUGACAUCUUUCCACAGUGCCUGCAAGACAGAGUUGUUCCACCAGGCCUUUGGUUAGGGCGCAGCCUGACUCCCUCCUCUGGCAACCUGCACAGAAUUUUGCUUAACGGUUGCCAUCAAUUUGAUUUUAAUUAAUUUUUAUAAUUGAAAUGUUUUUAGAAUGUUGGAUUAUUUGAUUGUUUGAUUAUUUGAUUGUUGUUAGCCGCCCUGAGCCCGGCUUCGGCUGGGGAGGGCGGGAUAUAAAAAAAAAUUAUUAUUAUUAUUAUUGUUUGCAUUAAGCCACUGCCAUUUUGGGGGUAGCACAGAAGACUUUAUAAGACCUGUAAGGCAGACCAGGCCUUUCUGGUACAGAAUUGCCUGUGCCCAUUGCAGUCAGUGGCCUUGAGGGCAUAAAGGGGCUUCCGGUUUCAGUGAGCCCCCCUCCCCCCUGUGUCUGGUCUUCUCUAUCCAGCCAAUGGGAAGGAGGCAGGCUGUGCCCACGGCGGCUGACGGAUGCUACCCCCCCCCCCCAGAACCCGGGAUGCUUUCUGCCUGACCAAUGAGGUGCCAUUUAAGAGCAAAGGUGACCCUGGGCUGGUGCUGCCCUUCCUUUCAACUCUCCCUUCCUUUCGCUUGCAGCUGAUGUGUGAAUUGGGAAAUGAGGUCAUCAACAGGGUAUAUGAAGCAAACGUGGAGAAGACAGGCGUCAAGAAGCCUCAGCCUGGAAGCCAGAGGUAGGCGGAGGGAUCGUAGGAUGGUAGAGUUGGAAGAGACCACGAGGGGCAUCCAGUCCAAGCCCUUGCCCAACAUGGGGCUGGAACCCAAAUUUAGAUGUGGAUUUUUAGCAUAUUUUUCAAAAACAACAACACACACAUAUCUAAAUACCUCCAGGUAUAGGGUGGCAUAUAAAUUCAGCUAAUAAUAAUAUUAAUAAUAAAUCCCCUUUGUUGUAAAAUAUGCAUUUUAAAACAUGUUUUGUUAUCUUUUGAGGGCCCAAGUACUUGGUGCAAUGCAAAAUUCAGUGCAGUGCAAAAUCUGAGGGAGGAACUUCAUUCCGACCCCCGUUCUUAUUCUGAGAGAUGCAAGAUUGAUUUGUUUGGGGAUUUGCAAGCUCCCUGAGCCCCUGCAAGGCAGGCCAGGAGGCGCCGCAGAACACAGCCCCCCCCCCCGCCCCCCCCCCGGAGACACACAGCCCUGUGUUCUCAUCUGGCCUCUUCCCCUUGCGCAGGCAGGAGAGGGAGGAGUACAUCCGCGCCAAGUACGUGGAGAAGAGGUUUGUGGAGAGGUGUCCUGCUGCCUCCGGAGGGAAGCCUCGCCCUCGGAGCCAGGGGCCUCAAAGGCACAGCGGCAGCCCGGAGGGGAGAGCCGAGGAAGAGGAGGCCCCCCCAACAGCCAAGGAGCAAAUGGCGGCAGCUCUGAGAGGUAGGGGCCCCUUCCGCCGAAGUGCCACGAGAGGCUCUGUGUGGAGGAGCCAGAACUCUCCUCCUUUCUCUGCCCCCCUCUUCUGACUUCCAUCCCUCCAGGAAAUAAGAAACAGAGUCCGGAUCAUGUGGACGUUCUGCCUUCUCAAGGAAAGGGAGCGUUUGCUCUUGAGCGGCCUCCCGAGGGAGGCGGGCACUGCCCAGGCAGCUUGAGAGGGAGGCAGUGGGAAGCCUUGCUGGGGGGCAGGCCUCGCUCUGGGGUGGAAGGGGAGCACGGGCUCCUAGCCCAGUAGAGAGCCAGUGUGGUGUAGUGGUUAAGAGCGAUGGACUUGUAAUCUGGGGAAUUGGGUUCGCGUCUCCGCUCCUCCACAUGCAGCUACUGGGUGACCUUGGGCCAGUCACACUUCUCUGAAGUCUCUCAGCCCCACUUACCUCACAGAGUGUUUGUUGUGGGGGAGGAAGGGAAAGGAGAAUGUGAGCCGCUUUGAGACUCCUUAGGGUAGUGAUAAAGCGGGAUAUCAAAUCCAAACUCCUAGCAGUGGGGGGGGAGCCUUGUGAAGACCCAGGUGGGUGCAACAUGGUAAAGUGUGGUGGGCAAGGGGCUUCAGGUGGGCUCUGCCACUGCUGCGGAAAGGACCAGUGGGGCGAAUGUGGGGAGAGAUGAACAAGGGGCAGUCAGGAAUUCUCCUAGGUUUGCGCAAGGCUGGAUGAAGUGCAGAGAGGUCCUGUUUCCUGCAGAAGCUCCCUGGGUGUCAUUCUGGGAGGGCUGUUGUGCCUCUGCUGCCCACCCUGUACUAACUGGCUGCUUCUCCUCCCUCUCCUCCUCCUCCUCUUCCUCCUCCUCCUUUCCUUCCUUCCUUCUUUCCUUCCUCCUGCCUGCUGGGCUCUGCUUUGCUAACUUGCAUGCCCCCAGGGGUUGGUGUCAGUAGCGACGAGGUGAGGCGGGAAUCCCUGUUCUGCCCCGAUGAGCUAGAUUCACUCUUCUCCUACUUUGAUACUGCCUCAAAGCUGCGGAGUAGUAAGUACCUCCCUCUCUUUCUCCCUCUCCCUCCCUCUCUCUUUCUCCCUCUCCCUCUCUCUCCCUCUCUUUCUCUCCUUCCCUCUGAGCUGUCCUUGUGCCUCCUUCUCACCUGCCCAGUGUCCUGCUUGGCGCUUCCCUUUGCCUGUCCUUCACCUGCUUGUUGUGUACACCUUGGAAGGGAACCGGAGAAUAGAUGAGCCUGCAGGAUCAGGCCAGUGGCCCCUCGGGUCCAGCAUCCUCUUCUCACAGGGGCCAACCAGCAGUCUGUGGGAAACCAGCAAGCAGGAUCUGAGUGCAAAAGCAGCCCCCUCCCUGCAGAAUCCAGAAGCAUCUCUGCCUCUAGCUGUGGAAGCAGAGCUGAGCCCCUCUGGCUAGGAACCCUUGCUAGCCCUCCUCCUCCUCUUUUAAAGCCAUCUAGAUGGGUUACUGCCUCCUGUGGCAGGGAGUUCCACAGUUCCACUAUGUUCUGCGUGGAAAAGGGCUUACUUUUCUCUAUCCUGAAUCUUCCAAGAUUCUUCUUCUCAUUGAUUGCCCACAAUCUCUGUUACGAGAGAGGAAGGAAUUUUUUUCUCCAUUCUCUCUCAUGCAGUGCAUAAUUCUACAAACUUCCAUCAUUUCCCCCCUUACUCACCCUUUCUCUAAACUGGAAAGUGCUGCAACCAUUCUUCACAGGGGAGUCCUGCCACCCCCUUCCUUGUUUUGGCUGCCCUUUUCUGAAGGGGAGACUGAGCCUGAGAGCCGUGGGGCUUCUGGGACGGUGUUUGCUUUUCCACCCGGUGUUUGGGAGGCGAGACCCCGCUGGGGUGCUUGUGCCAUGCUGCUGUGUGGGCGUCUCACGGCCGUGCUGCUUCUUCCCACAGUGCGCAGCAACGACAGCGGCUUCCAGCACAGCAGGGAGCAGCUGGCCUCCGCCGUCUCAGCCAGCACCUUGUAUGAGCCAGGUGGGUUUUGCGGGCGGAACGCCAAUCUGGGCAGCCUGGCAUGGCCAAACCGUUGUCUCUCCCAUCCCCGCUGUGUCCCAAAGGUCUUGUUCCCUGUCCGCCACCUCCAGUCCUGACCCCAGGGGUGUACAAUCAGAGAAGUGUAGAGUUGCCACCACGAGGGUCACCCAGUCCAACCCCCUGCAAUGCCAGGAUCAAAGGAGCAUGGGGAACUGACGUUAUUUGCCUGUUUUUUGCCCUUCUGUUUGCCCUUUUCGAGCUCUUCACAAUCUCUCCGUUUCAACCGCCCUGAACAAUUUAGCCUCACCCGCAAACUUGGCCCCCUGCCUGCUCACCCCGACUCUAGAUCCUUUAUGAACAAUUUAGAAUAAGCCCAGGUCCCAGUCCCGAUCCUUGGGGACUCCGCUUUCUCCCUUUGGAGAACUGUCUGUGGAUUCCUCCCCUCUGCUUCCUGAAACUCAACCCACGAGAGGACCUCUCCUCCUCCUCUUCUUCUUCGUCUGCUAAGCUUCCUGGGGAGUCUUGGGUGAGGUGCUUUGUCCAAAGCCUUUUGAAAGUCCACCGGAUCUCCCCUCUCUGUGAAGGGUGUUUGGGGAGUCACACCACCUCCUCCUCCCCCUUUCCAGAGGCUGAAAGGCCUGAGGCUGCUGCUUCCGCAUCCCAAGACGCCCGUCCAGAUGUUCCGGGGCUGCAGCUGUACUUGGCCUCCUUCCAAAAGAGCCUUCCUGGCAUGGCCGAGGCGCUGGCGCACGGGGCGGACGUCAACUGGGUCAAUGCCGCAGAGGGCAGGUCCACGCCGCUGAUCCAGGCCGUCCUGGGGGUGAGCCUUGCUUUCUUCCGGCCCCAUAGUGCCAGGCGGAGGUGGAGAGCCAGGGGGUGGGUCUGAGGCCUUCUUUGGGCUCCCAGCUCAGCUGUGGUCUUCUCCGCAGGGCUCCUUGGUCACUUGUGAAUUCCUGCUCCAGAACGGGGCCAACGUGAACCUCCGGGACGCCAAGGGCAGGGGCCCCCUCCACCAUGCCACCGUCUUGGGGCACACCGGGUAGGUCCGCUUCCCGUUGCCCUUCUUGGUGGGGGUGGGGAGGAAGGGCCUUGAGAAGCCUCUGCAUGGUGCUCAUUUUGAAGGGGCCUUUUCUGUGGGGGCUCCCCAUCCGUUUGUGGGAUGCUCCCCCAGGGAGGCUCACCAGGCGCCUUCGCUGCAUCUCUUUAGGCAAAAACGUUCUUUUUCUCCCAAGCCUUUGGCUGAUUAAACAAUCUGCAUUUUAAACUCAGGGCAAGGCCUUAUUUUUGUUUGUUUGUUACUAUGUUGUGUCUUUAUAUUGUAAACCGCCCUGUGAUCCUUGGAUGAAGGGCAGUGUAGAAAUUUAAUGAACAAUGGCAAUUAAUGAAUUAGCAGAGUAAGGGGGGGUGGCCGGGCCUGGAGGAGAGCAAGGGGGGCCCUGCUUUGUGGGAGGAGAGGCGGCAGGCAUGCAGCUGCUGGGUGACCUUGGGCCAGUCACACUUCCCUGAAGUCUCUCAGCCCCACUCACCUCACAGAGGGAGGGAGGGAAAGGAGAUUGUGAGCUGCUUUGAGACUCCUUAGGGUAGUGAUAAAACGGGAUAUCAAAUCCAAACUCCUCCUCCUCCUCUUCUUUGCAGGCAGGUGUGUUUGUUCCUGAAACGGGGCGCCAACCAACAUGCCACGGACGAGGAAGGGAAGGACCCCCUGAGUGUGGCCAUUGAAGCUGCCAACGCGGAUAUAGUGACGCUGUGAGUAAGGCUGGGCCCCUCCACCCCCAGUUGGCACCCCAGGGGCAGAGCUGCCCUGUCAGACCACAGAGCCCGUCAGCUCAGAGUGGGGCACAGUGGCCGGGGGGGGGGGGGUCGGAGUGGGGAUGGAAGAGCUCAGAGGGGCUGCCUCCCGGGCGGGUGGUGGGUGCUGCAAGACCACCCACUUCCGGUUGCGCCCCACCUCACCCUGUGCCCUCUUCCCUCUCCUCCUCACAGGCUGCGCUUAGCCAGGAUGAACGAGGAGAUGCGGGAAUCCGAGGGCCUCUACGGCCAGCCAGGUCAACCUUCCAGUAACCCCACUGAGAUGCAAUACCGGAAGUGCAUCCAGGAGUUCAUUAGCCUGCAGCUGGAUGAGGCCUGAGCGGAGCCCUUGCUGGUCUGGUGGGAGGGGCUGCCCGCCCCCCGGCACUCUGCGGCACCCAGAGCAGAGCUGGGAACGGCCCCUGCCUCUCUCCCCAGAAGGACCCUGAGUGGGCAGCCACCUCCUGCUCCAGCCGCAUCUCCGCUUCCCUCCCCCACGGGGCGCCAAGGCCCACAAAGCCCCUUUUGGCACAGCCCUGUCCAGAGAAAUGCGGGGGGGGCACGGUUUGGCCACACUGCAAAGCCAGCCUCCCCCUGCUUCAUAAUUGCACCGGAGAGUUGAGGGGAUGGGCUGCGAAAGCCCCGUCCAGCCAGUAUAUUUCAUGGAGGGGGGGCAUUGGCUACUGUAUGUGCUCUUCAGAGAAUUGAGGGAGGGUGGAGAGAUGGCAGCAGCCUGGGCAGGAUCAGGCCCGUUGCCAGGAGGAAUCAGGUCAGAGCGUUUCAGGAACCUGGGCCAAGAAAAGUCAAAAUUGCGUCCCUGCCUAAUUCUGCCUCCAAGUCCGCCUGCCUCUGCCUCCCUUGCGCUGCUUUUGCUGGCUGGGGUGGGGGGACCCCCCUGCCCCUCUCCCCAUCCCUCGAGCUUGGGACCUUUACCCGGGGGCUGCCGGGAGCCUUUGGCCCUGGGCAUUGGGGUUGACCCGGGGGCGAGGAGCUGACAAUCAAAAGCAAGGGAGGGCUGCAGUUGCUCAGGGAGCUCAGAGCUGCCCUUCCAGGGCCUGGCAGGAGCAGGAGAAGUGGGAUUUCCCUUCGCUCUUGCAAAGGUAGAUGAUGACAAGUAGCCCAGGAGGGCAGAAAUGGAGUUCCCCACCAGAGGCCCACUUCUCUCGGGGGCCACUGCAAGAGCGCAGGGCUGGGCUGCCCCGAAACAGCGGGAAGCCAGCCUGGCCGUCCAAGCCCCCUGCCCUGGCGGAGUCCGGGCUCUGCCCUCCUCCCUGAAGAGGGGGCUCUGGCAGCUGUCCCUCUGCUCCCCUCCCUGGGGGCUCCUUCCUGGCCUGGCGAGUGCUGGUGCCCCCCGUUUUCCUCUCCCCUCCUGGCCAAGCCUCGCUGGCAGAUCCACAGUCCCUGGGAGCAGGGGCCCGGGGGGGGGGCACAGAGGGUGCCCUCCCAGGGGUGGGAUAGCCGCUUUGGUGCACAGAGCGGCGCCCGCACCCUACAGCUGGGGGCGGAGCGAGCUGCAAAUGGCAGAUAUUUGGCGCACCGCCCGCCUAUGACUGCCAAAUGUCACCCCCCUUAGCGAAGACACCUGGGGCGUUCCGCCCCCACUGCACCCGCUUCUCUCCCUGGUUGGUGCCUUUUCAGUUGGGUUUGGGGCUGGAGAGCAGCGAGUCAUUUUGCACUAUUAAUGCACACAGGUCCUUUGAAUGUGUCUGGCUACUGAUCCUCGAAUGCAGCACAGUGUGAAAUUCAAGGGCACUUUAUGUUUCCUCUGUGUUCAUACGGGAGUUUCUGUUUCUUGAGUGGCCAAAACUUGAACCCAAAGAGAAUGUCCCCCGAAACAGCUUCUGCUGGGCAGCUGAGCUUUACCCAUCCAGGAGCAGCAGCACCCUGUCUGUCUCAGAGACGCUGCUCCUUGAAUGUUACCAAAGAGCACCCAGGGGUGCCUUUGGAGGGGCAAGUCUUGCCAAUGAGGCCUGGGCCCCUGGGAGGUCUUUCCCAGGCCCACUUCAGACCACGUAGCACAAAUGCCCAGCAGCAGCUCCUGUUUUCCUUGGCGGAAACUGGCAAAGGGGGUGCCCUGGGCGCCCAGUCCCCAGAGAAGCUGCUGCUGGCCCUCCUGGGCCCCCCUGGCUUGCGCCUGCCCCCCCGACUCUCCUGGGGCCGACUUGAAUGUACUGCCAGCCAGCUCUGGCCCCAGUUGCAGUCAAGGCAAUUUCAGGGCAGGCCAGGAAGUAGAAAGGGCUGGGCACUCCCCGCCAAAGCCGGCGGCCAGAAGAGACUGCUCCACCCCACGCACAAGAAUCCCAGGUCUUCCCGGACUCCUGCUGGUGGCGCUACCUCCACUCCCCAUUCCCUUGCUCAGCGCUUGGGGUCAAUUUUGGGGUGCUUCUCUUGCCUGGGUUUGUGGGAAGCUGCUUUUUUCUCCCUCCUUCCUUCCUUCCUUCCAGCAUCUUUUGUUUCUCUAACGUUGAGCUUCCUCUCUCUGGCUGCCUUUGAGGUUCUCUCCUCAGGUAGAGUCUGACUUUUUCUCAGUUGCUUUUCCAAGGCUUGGGAGCAGAUGCAGGGCGGCUUUUCUUGACAGAGAAACGGGACCCGUGAACCCCCUUGUGGGACGGGCAUUGCUUUGCCCACCUUGAGCACAUUGGGAGUCACAGCCGGGCAGGGGCAGGAUUUCCGAAGGCUUGCGGAAGCCCUUCUGGGCUGGAGUAUUAUGGUCUGGGAGGACCAGAGUCCUAAAUAAAAGCACCUUCAAGUGGUGAGGCUCUGGAGGAGACAGGGGAGGCCUCAGCGCCUGGGCCCACUUGGGGGAACCACUUUGCAAGUGAAGUUCGCAGUGCAAGUUUUAGGCAAGCAGCAGGAUGCUGGUUCUGGGGGUGUUGGAGUAGCAGGAGAUGCUCACGGUGGGAAUGCUACCCAGCUGAAGCCUUGGAUGCUUUUCUUGGGAGGGGCAGCAGAUGGCUGGGCUGCUCUGCCCCCCCCCUUCACUGAAAGCGCAAUUCUCCAAUGCCAUUUCCCCCCUCUUCCUCUUGCAGGAGAUGAAACCUACCAGGACAUCUUUCGAGACUUCUCACAAAUGGCGUCCAAUAACCCGGAGAAGCUAAACCGCUUUCAUCCGUCAGAUGUGCAGAAGCCCUGAAGGCUCCGGGGCUGGGGGGACACCAAGACUAGCCCCCGCCCCCCGCCUCCUCCUUGAAAGCUCACCCCUCCUUUUUAUACAUAAACGCUGCUUUGAGUAAUAGGUG
Messenger RNA from Podarcis lilfordi (Lilford's wall lizard), 29841 nucleotides. Lineage: Eukaryota; Metazoa; Chordata; Lepidosauria; Squamata; Lacertidae. The record is from the annotation of a GenBank genome assembly.